UCUUCUUCGACUCCAAAUAUCCACUGUCUCGCCUUACAUUUUACUCGACCACAAGAUUGUUAAGGUUGUGAAAUUUUGUCUGUGAUAAUGGCAACUGGAGCUGCUGCAGCUGCCCUUUCGAGUUUAGGCAGGGACAAUGGCUUGGGGUUUGCAAAAACUUCAGAUUUUAUCAAAGUUUCAGACUUGAAGAGGGUUAAAUUUCAUAGAACCAAGAUAUGUGUGAUAAAAAAUUCAAACCCUGGUUCAGAUAUUGCAGAACUUCGGCCUGCUUCUGAAGGGAGUCCUCUAUUAGUUCCUGUACAGAAGUAUUGUGAAUCCACACAUAAAACCAUCAGGAGGAAAACCUGCACAGUAAUGGUUGGAGAUGUAGCUCUUGGUAGCGAACACCCCAUAAGAAUUCAAACAAUGACCACAACUGAUACUAAGGACGUGGCCGCAACUGUGGAACAGGUCAUGCAAAUAGCUGAUAGAGGAGCUGAUAUUGUUCGAAUAACUGUUCAAGGGAAAAAAGAGGCAGAUGCAUGUUUUGACAUUAAAAACACCCUUGUUCAAAAGAAUUAUAACAUACCUCUGGUGGCAGACAUUCAUUUUGCUCCUUCAGUUGCUCUGCGGGUUGCUGAAUGCUUUGAUAAAAUUCGUGUCAAUCCUGGAAAUUUUGCUGAUCGACGGGCUCAGUUUGAGCAAUUGGAGUAUACAGACGAUGAUUAUCAAAAAGAACUUGAGCACAUUGAGCAGGUUUUUGUUCCGCUGGUUGAGAAAUGCAAGAAAUAUGGAAGGGCAAUGCGCAUAGGAACAAACCAUGGGAGUCUUUCAGAUCGUAUCAUGAGCUACUAUGGUGAUUCUCCUAGGGGGAUGGUUGAAUCUGCAUUUGAGUUUGCUAGAAUCUGUAGGAAGUUAGACUACCAUAAUUUUGUAUUUUCAAUGAAAGCAAGCAACCCAGUGAUCAUGGUUCAAGCAUAUCGCCUUCUUGUAGCUGAAAUGUAUGUUCAGGGGUGGGAUUAUCCAUUGCACUUGGGAGUCACUGAAGCUGGUGAGGGUGAGGAUGGACGUAUGAAAUCUGCAAUUGGCAUUGGGACACUUCUUCAGGAUGGUCUUGGUGAUACUAUCAGGGUUUCCCUUACAGAACCUCCAGAGGAAGAAAUUGACCCCUGUAGAAAAUUGGCCAACUUUGGUAUGAAAGCAUCCAAAAUUCAACAAGGGGUGGCACCAUUUGAAGAGAAGCAUAGACGAUAUUUUGAUUUUCAACGGAGAACUGGUGAUUUGCCUGUGCAAAAGGAGGGUGAAGAGGUGGAUUUUAGAGGUGUGCUCCACCGUGAUGGCUCUGUUCUCAUGUCUGUUUCCCUGGAUCAAUUGAAGACACCUGAACUCUUCUAUAGAUCAUUAGCAGCAAAACUUGUUCUUGGUAUGCCAUUUAAGGAUCUUGCAACCGUAGAUUCUAUCUUAUUGAGAGAGCUCCCACCGGCCGAUGAUCAAGAUGCUCGGCUAGCUCUUAAAAGGUUGAUUGAUGUCAGUAUGGGAAUUAUAACUCCUUUAUCAGAACAGCUGACAAAGCCUUUGCCAAACGCCUUGGUCUUGGUAAAUUUAAAGGAAUUAUCAACCGGAGCUAAUAAGCUUUUACAAGAAGGCACACGUUUGGUCGUGUCAGUACGUGGUGACGAGCCCUAUGAGGAGCUAGAAAUUCUAAAGAGCGUUGAUGCUACAAUGAUUCUUCAUGAUCUGCCAUAUACAGAGGAAAAAACUGGCAGAGUACAUGCUGCUAGGAGGUUAUUUGAGUAUCUUUCAGAAAAUUCACUGAACUUUCCUGUUCUUCACCACAUACAGUUCCCGAAGGGAAUUCCGAGGGAUGAUUUGGUUAUUAGUGCGGGUGCCAACGCAGGUGCUCUUUUAGUUGAUGGACUUGGAGAUGGUAUCUUAUUAGAAGCUCCAGAUCAAGAUUUUGAAUUUCUGAGGAAUACAUCUUUCAAUCUGCUUCAAGGAUGCAGGAUGAGGAACACUAAAACGGAAUAUGUGUCAUGCCCGUCUUGUGGUAGAACUCUAUUUGAUCUUCAAGUGAUAAGUGCAGAAAUUAGAGAAAAAACAUCACAUUUGCCUGGUGUUUCGAUUGCGAUUAUGGGUUGCAUAGUUAACGGACCAGGAGAGAUGGCUGAUGCAGACUUUGGAUAUGUUGGCGGUGCUCCUGGAAAGAUCGAUCUUUAUGUUGGAAAGACUGUUGUAAAACGAGGCAUUGCAAUGGAGAAUGCAACAGAUGCAUUGAUUCAACUAAUUAAAGAGCAUGGGCGGUGGGUGGAUCCUCCUGUGGAAGAGUAAGACAAGGCGAAUACGAUGAGUGCAUUCACAAUAUAAAAACAUUGGUUGUUGGAAACAUCAAUUAAAGUAAAAUUAUGUUGUGUUGGUAUCAUUGGAAAUGUACAAGGAAAAUGUCGUUACAUGUUAUUAGAUAUAGACUGUUAUAAUCGUAUUAUAAAAUUAUAAUAUUGUUGUUGUUGAGUGAGUUUACGUGCAUCGACUAAUCCUUGGGA
Cynara cardunculus var. scolymus (artichoke) is the source of this 2519-nucleotide messenger RNA. Its product is annotated as 4-hydroxy-3-methylbut-2-en-1-yl diphosphate synthase (ferredoxin), chloroplastic. NCBI's taxonomy places the organism in Eukaryota, Viridiplantae, Streptophyta, Magnoliopsida, Asterales, Asteraceae. The transcript has 20 exons. Gene Ontology annotation, cellular component: chloroplast. Gene Ontology annotation, biological process: terpenoid biosynthetic process; isopentenyl diphosphate biosynthetic process, methylerythritol phosphate pathway. Gene Ontology annotation, molecular function: 4-hydroxy-3-methylbut-2-en-1-yl diphosphate synthase activity (ferredoxin); iron ion binding. Bases 88 to 2307 code for a protein of 739 amino acids. The record is from RefSeq and is a predicted model, not a curated record.